CUCCGGACCGUUCCAUCCAAUGAGCCGCGCGCCCUUGUCCAGCGCCGCCAACUAAACCGGCUUGGAUGAUUCGCGACCUGAGCAAGAUGUACCCGCAGACGCGACACCCGGCACCGCAUCAGCCUGCUCAGCCCUUUAAAUUUACCAUUUCCGAGUCCUGCGAUCGGAUCAAGGAAGAGUUUCAGUUUUUGCAGGCUCAGUACCACAGCCUGAAGCUGGAAUGUGAGAAACUGGCCAGUGAGAAGACAGAGAUGCAGCGGCAUUAUGUCAUGUAUUAUGAGAUGUCCUAUGGGUUGAAUAUAGAAAUGCACAAGCAGGCAGAGAUUGUCAAGAGGCUGAAUGCGAUUUGUGCUCAAGUCAUUCCUUUCCUGUCUCAAGAGCACCAGCAACAAGUGGUGCAGGCUGUGGAACGGGCCAAGCAGGUGACCAUGGCAGAACUGAACGCCAUCAUUGGGCAGCAGCAACUCCAGGCCCAGCAUCUAUCACAUGGACACGGUUUGCCAGUGCCUCUGACCCCACACCCUUCCGGGCUGCAGCCCCCAGCCAUUCCACCCAUCGGGAGCAGUGCCGGGCUCCUGGCGCUCUCCAGUGCCCUGGGGGCCCAGUCCCACCUGCCCAUCAAAGAUGAGAAGAAGCACCAUGACAACGACCACCAAAGAGACAGAGACUCCAUCAAGAGCUCCUCCGUAUCCCCAUCAGCCAGUUUCCGAGGCGCCGAGAAGCACAGAAAUUCAACGGACUACUCUUCUGAUAACAAAAAGCAGAAAACUGAAGAAAAGGAAAUUGCGGCUCGUUAUGACAGUGACGGGGAGAAGAGUGACGACAAUUUGGUGGUCGACGUUUCCAAUGAGGAUCCAUCUUCUCCUCGAGGGAGCCCAGCACAUUCCCCCAGAGAGAAUGGCCUGGACAAGACACGCCUGCUCAAGAAAGACGCCCCUAUCAGUCCAGCUUCCAUUGCAUCCUCCAGCAGUACUCCUUCCUCCAAAUCCAAAGAACUUAGCCUUAAUGAGAAGUCUACUACUCCGGUUUCCAAGUCCAGUACCCCUACUCCACGGACUGAUGCUCCCACCCCAGGCAGUAAUUCCACUCCUGGACUUAGGCCUGUACCCGGAAAACCGCCAGGAGUUGACCCUUUGGCCUCAAGCCUGAGGACCCCAAUGGCAGUCCCCUGUCCGUAUCCAGCCCCGUUUGGGAUUGUGCCCCACGCGGGCAUGAACGGGGAGCUCACGAGCCCCGGCGCUGCUUAUGCUGGCCUGCACAACAUCUCACCGCAGAUGAGUGCUGCUGCCGCCGCUGCGGCUGCCGCCGCCGCCUACGGACGCUCUCCAGUGGUUGGAUUUGAUCCACAUCAUCACAUGCGUGUGCCAGCUAUCCCUCCAAAUCUGACAGGCAUUCCAGGAGGAAAACCAGCCUACUCCUUCCACGUCACCGCCGACGGGCAGAUGCAGCCUGUCCCUUUCCCCCCCGACGCUCUCAUCGGACCAGGCAUCCCCCGGCACGCUCGCCAGAUCAACACCCUGAACCACGGGGAGGUGGUGUGCGCAGUGACCAUCAGCAACCCCACCAGACACGUGUACACGGGGGGCAAGGGCUGCGUCAAGGUCUGGGACAUCAGCCACCCGGGCAACAAGAGCCCCGUGUCCCAGCUCGACUGCUUGAACAGGGAUAACUAUAUCCGCUCUUGCCGAUUGCUCCCUGAUGGCCGCACCCUGAUCGUGGGCGGGGAGGCCAGCACCCUGUCCAUCUGGGACCUGGCCGCCCCCACCCCGCGCAUCAAGGCGGAGCUGACGUCCUCUGCGCCCGCCUGCUACGCCCUGGCCAUCAGCCCUGACUCCAAGGUGUGCUUCUCGUGCUGCAGCGACGGCAACAUUGCAGUGUGGGACCUGCACAACCAGACGCUCGUGAGGCAAUUCCAGGGCCACACGGACGGGGCCAGCUGUAUCGACAUCUCCAACGACGGCACCAAGCUCUGGACGGGCGGCCUGGACAACACCGUCCGCUCCUGGGACCUGCGGGAAGGACGGCAGCUGCAGCAGCACGACUUCACCUCCCAGAUCUUCUCCCUGGGCUACUGCCCAACUGGAGAGUGGCUGGCCGUGGGGAUGGAGAACAGCAAUGUGGAAGUGCUGCACGUCACCAAGCCGGACAAGUACCAGCUGCAUCUUCAUGAGAGCUGUGUGCUGUCGCUGAAGUUCGCCCACUGUGGCAAAUGGUUUGUAAGCACUGGAAAGGACAACCUUCUGAAUGCCUGGAGAACACCUUAUGGGGCCAGUAUAUUCCAGUCCAAAGAAUCCUCAUCGGUGCUUAGCUGUGACAUCUCCGUGGAUGACAAGUACAUUGUCACUGGCUCUGGGGAUAAGAAGGCCACUGUUUAUGAAGUCAUUUAUUAAGGACAAGUCUUCAUGCAAACUGGACUCCUUCUCCUUGUAGCACUUUGUUCUGUCAUCCUUUCUCUCACACCCUUCUCCCAUCUAAAACCAAGGAUUUCAGAUACUCAUUACCGUUGUGGAGUUGAAUCCCCUUCCUCACCCCUACCUCCUCCUUGCUAUCGAAUUGUGAAUACUCAUUAAGAACCUGUGAUACCAAAUCUUCAGCUAAUACUUGGAAGAACAUGGAAUAACCAUACUUAACAGUGAACAGAAUCUUUAAUUAUGUAUUAUAUCUGUAAUAUAUUUAUUUUGUUUAAAGAAGGCUUUCUAACAAUGAUUGACUAAAUAAAGCUGUCUGCUCCUGCAUUGAAAAUGAAGAUGCGUUGUAUUUGAUAACCUCCCCCCUUUUUUUUGGCAAAGGAGGGGAAAGGAAGGCUUAAAAGAAUUGUCACUAAAUGUAGACUAAUGACUGUAUAGAGAUGUGAAAUGUAUAAUUACAUAUGGAAGCAAUAUGUUGCCGUGUUGUUAGAUUUUUUUGUUCUGUUUCUUGUUUUUUUACUUAUUUUAAAGAAGAUAUUUGGCAAUUGAAGCAAUUAGAAGAUGAGAGGCCAAGUCUUAUUCAUUGAGUCUAUUUGGGCACGUUUAACCAAUAUAUCUAUAGUUUUAGAUUAUAUUUGAUAAAAGUAAUUGGAAUUUUUCAUUUUUCACUUGUCGACAAGUGUCUUUGUAAUACGUUUUUAAUUCAUUUUUUAUUGUAUUAUAGACCGAUGAACAAACUAAAUUCGGCCUCAAAAGGAGAACAUAAUCUCUUCUGGAUAAUUUGACACGUUUCUUUGCAAAGGGAGAUGUAUAUCUUUUGCCAGUUUCGUCAUGAGAAGUUCUAGUCUCUUUUUUGGCAUGUUCUUUGGGAACUGCACAGAUUCAGGGGAGGAGUACUCCUGUCGUGUAAGGCGAGUCCUUCACAAAACAAGGACAGCGGAGGAGGACUUGCAGGGCCUCCCUCUGCAAAGCAGAAAGAAUGGACUCUCACCCGGGAUGAGGACUUGUUCUUUUUUACCUCCAUUUUUUCCCAUGUCUUAGUUGGAUGUCCCUGAAACGGACACAGGCUGUGCCAUUGUGCCAGAAACAUUGUGUUAUCUUUUAUGUUGUUGUUGUUGCUGUUAAACUAUGAUAUGUGACUCCUUUUUUUAUUUUUUAUUUUUUGAAUGCUUUAAAAAAAAAUCUUUUAAGUCUGUGGAUCUGCUGAUGUACAGUGCCUUUGCUGCUAUGGAUCAAAAUCAAGAGAACCAUGUAGAUAAAUUUUAUUGUAUAAGUAGAAAAUUAUUAAUUUCAUACUAGAAAUGGAUGGAUGCUGCAAGUUGAAAUGGACUGUCCAUUGACGUUCCUAAUGUGGUAGCAGAAAAAAAAAUGGUGUCUUAAGUGCUUAGUGUUUGAUGUCAUUAACAGUUUCGUAAAACUCUACAGUGUAGAAAGAUUUUGAUACUAAACUGUGCAUUGUACAUAGUUCUAAUGCAUUGUAUUGACCACCAGUACUUCUAUAAUGGUAGAUUGUUUGUGCAUUCAGACUUUUAAGCAUUAAACAUAAUAACUUCUAG
Sorex fumeus (smoky shrew) is the source of this 3964-nucleotide messenger RNA. Its product is annotated as transducin-like enhancer protein 4. The transcript has 20 exons. The coding region runs from base 66 to 2390 and encodes 774 amino acids. The record is from RefSeq and is a predicted model, not a curated record. Gene Ontology annotation, molecular function: transcription corepressor activity; protein binding. Gene Ontology annotation, cellular component: nucleus; transcription regulator complex. NCBI's taxonomy places the organism in Eukaryota, Metazoa, Chordata, Mammalia, Eulipotyphla, Soricidae. Gene Ontology annotation, biological process: regulation of DNA-templated transcription; negative regulation of canonical Wnt signaling pathway.